AUGGGGCGCAGCGCAAAAUUCCAUAAGAAGCCGCCAAAGAAAGCCACCAACGGCAGCACGAGCACCACCACAGUCUCUCAUACGCCGUCAAAACCUGCUGCGUCGGUGUCCACACCCCAGGAGCAGAGGAAACGGGUCGGUCUCAAGGCGAAGGCCGGGAAGCGGCGCAAGGACGCGGAAGGGCCUGUCCUCGGCGGCGCAGACUAUAUCGGUGUGAUGUUCGGAGGAAGGAGAAAGGCGAUAGUGGAGACGGCUAAGCUUCCUCAGGACGAGUAG
Fomitopsis serialis is the source of this 276-nucleotide messenger RNA. RefSeq lists its product as uncharacterized. Lineage: Eukaryota; Fungi; Basidiomycota; Agaricomycetes; Polyporales; Fomitopsidaceae. Bases 1 to 276 code for a protein of 91 amino acids. The transcript is spliced from 2 exons. The record is from RefSeq and is a predicted model, not a curated record.